CAUGAACUUCAUAACUGAUAUACCACCGGAACUUAUCGACAUGACCGUCGACGAGAUACCCCGUGCGGCGGUCCUCGACCCUCGGGAGCCAGAAUGCAAAAGGAUCGACCUGCCCACCCUCUGGGACAAAAAAGAAGAUUGGAAGAAGCUCGACGAGAUUCUUCACGUCUGUAUUCCCUGUGAGGAGCCUGAUAAACUGCAAACGAGCCCGCAACCCAGCCUGCAAGCGCUGCCUGGCUCGGGGGCUCGUCUGCGAGUACGCGAAGGAGGGCCGUGUCCGCGGAGGAGUAACCCAACUAUCUCGACCUAUAUUCGCCACCUCUCGUUGAAACUCCCCGAAAGUCCUUCACGGGUGCCACCCGACGACGACGACGAGCUCUUUAUGGACAUGAUAGAUUUGAGUGCUAUGUCCCGUUUACGAAACCUAGACGUUGAUGUCUCGAUUGAUCAACCAACGUGGAAAGGCGCAGGUGAAGCAUCGGGUGCAGACGACAACAGUAGUGACGAGGAAGAAGAACAAGAGGAGGCGGAGGCGGAAGAGCAUUCAUCAAGGGGGGAAGCCCUAUCUAGGGACAACCAUCCUGAGCCUCAGUGGCUUUUCAACCGCUUUUCAAACAUGUA
Molecule: messenger RNA, 621 nt
Organism: Cyclocybe aegerita
Lineage: Eukaryota; Fungi; Basidiomycota; Agaricomycetes; Agaricales; Hemipholiotaceae
Source: the annotation of a GenBank genome assembly